This is a messenger RNA of Aspergillus heteromorphus CBS 117.55, 1496 nucleotides long. Its product is annotated as Gfo/Idh/MocA family protein. The transcript is spliced from 3 exons. The coding region runs from base 110 to 1399 and encodes 429 amino acids. The record is from RefSeq and is a predicted model, not a curated record. NCBI's taxonomy places the organism in Eukaryota, Fungi, Ascomycota, Eurotiomycetes, Eurotiales, Aspergillaceae. Gene Ontology annotation, molecular function: nucleotide binding.
CCUCUCCUCUCAUCCUUUAGUCCUACCCAUCCAUACCCUGCCAUCAUACCUUGAAAUUAGGCAGCCUCUUAGCUCUUCACCCGCCCGAUCCAGUAAUCGAGCCGCAGCCAUGGUUCUACUCGACUUGGUACAAAGAGUCUACUGCGCCUUUAACCCGCCGACUCCGGUCAAGAAGAAUGACGCCAUCCGGAUCGGACUGCUCGGAGCCUCCAACAUCGCACCGUUUUCCGUGAUCAAUGCUGCCAAGUCACACUCGGAGGUCAUUGUGGUCGCGGUGGCUGCCCGAGACCGCGAGCGAGCGCGCCAGUACGCGGAGAAACACGACAUCCCCAUCGUGCAUGAUUCCUACCAGGCCCUGAUCGAUGACCCCUCGGUCAAUGCAGUCUACAUCGCCCUGCCCAACUCCCUCCACUACGAAUGGUCUCUGCGCUCCCUCAAAGCCGGAAAGCAUGUACUACUCGAGAAACCCUCCUGCUCCAACGCCGAGGAGGCCCGGAAACUGUUCAAUCACCCCCUGGUGACUGCUCCCAAUGCCCCUGUUAUCCUGGAGGCGUUUCACUACCAGUUCCAUCCAGCCUGGCAGACCUUCCUGUCCCAGGUCCACCAGUCUCCAUACGGCGGGGCUGUAAAGCACGUGUCUUCUUCAUUCUACCUCCCCAAGAGCUACCUCACUCUGGAUGACAUCCGCUUCAAGUACGGAAUGGCAGGCGGCUGUCUGAUGGACCUGGGCACGUAUCCUCUAUCCUGUGUCCGGCAGGUCCUGGGCAGGGAAGUGCGUCUCCAUCCCGUCACAGCUCAGCACAAGCCUCUGCCACCCGCCGCGGAUGGAUCUGCCCGAGAGCCCCAGAUUGACGCGGGUGUCUCAGCUACGUACCGGACGGACAAGGGCCAGACGGCGCAAAUCGACGGCGAUCUGCUCCGGGGAGGCGGCUGGUCGCUUUCGCCCCUGUCGUGGGCCAAAGGUCUGGGCUUGGAGUGGCCCGUGACGCACGCAACCCUCGAGGAGGCCCUGGUUGAUUCGCAGGACGAUGGGGCGCAGCACUUCGUCCAACGCAACGUGACACUGUGGAACCAGAUGCUUCCGUGGUUCUAUCACCGGAUUGAUGUCUGUGACACGCACGUCCUUCGUCGACAAGGCCGGGAUGUGAAAACGUGGAAGGAGACCAAGUACCUCAAGGCUUACAAUUGGCCUGCUGGUGAUGAGCGUGCUAAUGUGUAUCGCGACUGGUGGACGACUUACCGCUGCCAAUUGGAGGAGUUUGUGAACCGCAUCAAAGUUCGUAAGGGCUCCGGGGUGUGGGUUGAUGGCAAUGAAAGUAUUGCGCAGAUGGAGGCGAUCGAUGCGACUUAUGCCCAGCUGGGAUUGAAGAGUCGGCCGACCACCGCCGUCGAGAUUUAACCACGAUGCAGGGCCAUGGUUGGGAGGGGCGACUUUGAUCCUGGCGUCUAGAGCUUAUCGAUAACAAUUCAUUGUGACUGUUACAUGCGUAUCUGAU